CACGGAUUAUUCGCAACGGUUGUGAAUUGCGCACAUCUCGUAAAUAAUGUGCUCAGUCGACUAGACCAAACGAGAAACAAACAACACGAACAGAUAUCCAGCUACAUAACCUCCGAGGAAAGCAAAAUGAGACAGCUGAAGCACGAAAAACAAUCGCCGGUGAAGUAGCAGUUGAAAUCGAGGAGAGAGACUGAACUUAACCACCACAACAUAGCCUUGAAGUCGAGUAUUUACCGCAUCAUCUGCACCAUUAGAACCAGCCAAGCAUUACUGCAACAGCGUUAACCACACCACCACCUAUUAUGGCUACAAGGCAUAAAUGCUCAGCUUGCUAUAAGCAAUAUAAGAAAAAGGAGCAUCUAGUGGAGCACAUGAAGGUCUCAUACCACUCAGUGCACCAACCUAAAUGUGGAGUUUGUAGGAAACACUGCAAAUCUUUUGAAUCUCUCAGGGAACAUUCUAAAGGUUUGUUGGCAAAAGAUAAUUGCAGUAAAAUAUUUCAUGAGCGUGGAUGUGAUCUUUGCAUGGAAAUUUUUGACAGCCCCAUAUUGUCAAGUGAGCAUAAAUGGACAUGUCGGUUGCCCCCACCCACUCGUCUUGGCACAGUAUCAUCAUCUCUGAUGGAACAAGAAAUAUCUAUUCUUGACAAAAGCAAUGGUAACAUUGGCCCGCAGAUUCACGAAGCAGUUGCAAUCGACUGUGAAAUGGUUGGAGGUGGUAGUGAUGGAACUCUUAAUUUAUGUGGUAGGGUUUGCCUUAUCGAUGAAUAUGAGAACAUUAUUUUCCAUGCUUAUGUACAGCCGCAAAUGCCUGUUACUGAUUACAGAUCUGAUGUGACUGGCUUAAGUGAAGAGCAUCUAAUAGAUGCGAUGCCUCUAAAAGAAGUGCAAGAGAAGAUUUCGGAAAUCCUAUACAAUGGUGAGUCCAUAGGAAUAGCGAGGAUUGAUGGUGGAAAGGCUAGGCUUCUUGUGGGCCACUCAUUAGAGCAUGAUUUGGAUUGUUUAAGAAUUACUUAUCCUGACCAUCUGAUGAGGGAUACCGCAAAAUAUCAUCCACUGAUGAAAACAAAUUUGGUCAGCCACUCAUUGAAAUAUUUGACGAAAAUGUAUCUUGGUUAUGAUAUUCAGAUGGGAGUGCAUGAUCCUUAUGAAGACUGUGUCUCUGUAAUGAGGCUAUACAAGAGAAUGCGUGACCAAGAUCAUCUCAAAGAUUUUAUUGGAGCAUGCUUACCCAGUCACGUUACAGAAUUUCUUACCAACGAGUUUGAGUAUUGCAAAAUGAAGGAUCUUGAGAAACUGACACCUGAUGAACUGUAUGAGAUGUCAAGGUCAAAGUAUCGUUGUUGGUGUCUGGACCUGUUGCAGAAAGUGCGGCCUUGAUAAAGAAUUGUUGAUACCCCUUUAGUUGAGAGCAUGUAUUGUCAAAACUUGAAAGCUUGUGAAUAGUGACGAACUGAUGACUAACGAACUGCUUUUUCUUCAUAGUAUCAGUUGGAACUUGGAAUCAUAGGGUUCAGAAAAUCCAUUUCCAAAUUAUAGCAAGUUAUCCCACUAUAUAUAUCAAGUCUACAAUUAGGAAGAGCAUCAUGUAAGCUCGAGGCGAAGUUUUUGAUUUAGGACUUGCGGCCGCCUGGUUAACAUACCGCUAUAUGAGAGUUAUUAAAGUAAAAUUGCGUCUCUUUUUUUGUUCUGUA
Molecule: messenger RNA, 1693 nt
Organism: Beta vulgaris subsp. vulgaris (sugar beet)
Lineage: Eukaryota; Viridiplantae; Streptophyta; Magnoliopsida; Caryophyllales; Amaranthaceae
Product: RNA exonuclease 4
Exons: 7
Coding region: 303-1379 (358 amino acids)
Biological process (GO): rRNA processing
Cellular component (GO): nucleus
Molecular function (GO): 3'-5' exonuclease activity; nucleic acid binding
Source: RefSeq, a predicted model, not a curated record